UGUCCCAAACGUGUUUCCGUAGGCUCCAAACUCGCCUCAUGAAAUCGCCAGGGAAAAUGCCGGGUGCAGGAAAGAAAAGCGAAGCAGCGUCUCCUGGGGUUGUGGGGUGGGUUAGCAACGCGUGUCGCUUUGUGACCGACAGAAAUGACUUUAGAAGGAAUCUUCUUGUGAAUUUAGGCUUGUUUGCUGCAGGAGUUUGGGUGGCGAGGAAUUUGUCAGACUUUGACCUGAUGUCACCUCAACCAGUGACAUAGUCCCAGGGAAUUCAUGGAGUUUUGCAGCAGGAGAUGACCAGUUUCUUCUGAACAAGAAUGGAGCUUUCUAACAGAGGCAAUGAUGGGACAAAUCCAAUUUACACCGAAUAGGAAAACACACCCAAUGAUUCAUUGCUAAAGUUUUUCACACUGACUUUUUUUUCCCCCCAUCAACAAAAAGAAAGUGAACAGCUGACAUUGUUACAACUGUCAAACUUUAUUUAGUAUAAAUAAUGUUUAAGUUAAAGUUCACAAUUGAUGUCAUUCUAGCAGAUUUAAUUAUUAAAAGACUAUUACAAAGUUACAUAUUAUACUUAAUAAAAAUGUUUAAACAUU
Tachysurus fulvidraco (yellow catfish) is the source of this 590-nucleotide messenger RNA. RefSeq names its product translocase of outer mitochondrial membrane 6 homolog (yeast) (gene tomm6). The record is from RefSeq and is a predicted model, not a curated record. The transcript has 4 exons. Lineage: Eukaryota; Metazoa; Chordata; Actinopteri; Siluriformes; Bagridae. Gene Ontology annotation, cellular component: mitochondrial outer membrane translocase complex. Bases 39 to 254 code for a protein of 71 amino acids.